Molecule: messenger RNA, 2350 nt
Organism: Dunckerocampus dactyliophorus (ringed pipefish)
Lineage: Eukaryota; Metazoa; Chordata; Actinopteri; Syngnathiformes; Syngnathidae
Gene: cep41
Product: centrosomal protein 41
Exons: 11
Coding region: 726-1802 (358 amino acids)
Biological process (GO): protein polyglutamylation; cilium assembly
Cellular component (GO): ciliary basal body
Source: RefSeq, a predicted model, not a curated record
GAGACUUGGACGUUUAAAUUCCCAGUUGAAUUUGCUUUUACAAAAGACGCUGCAGAUGUUACUUUAUGGUUAAGGUAUUAACGGUUUGGUCCAAAAUGCUCUCCGAAGGAUGCACAUAGCUUUCCUAUCUUUACGAGGCCUUUGAAACUAUUGUUUUAAACUAUUGUUGCACACGAUACAUCGUACACUCUGGCGUGUUUUGGUUUUUCGUUCUUUUGACUUUUAAAAGGUUUUAAAUGUUUGUCACGCUGCAAUGUUAGGUGAAGAAGACAUUUGGACACUACAGAGAGGAAUGUGUCUUUCAUCGAUUGUUUGCGUACUUCCGAGAGGACUGACUGCUAGCUAGCUAAGCGCUAAUAAUAGCUUAAGCUAUCUGACACGAGCAUGAUGUCUCAAUGAAGACGUCGGGUUGUCGUUGAUGUAAUGACUGUGAUGAUGUAAAGGCGAAAUUGUCUUAAAACCUCGUCCCCUUGUUGUGUUGCUGACGUUCGCUUUACAUCACGGAGCGCGGGCUAGCGUGACUGUGGAGCGAUAACUCGUCUUUCGGUUAGUCAGUUCUGCACGUUAGAGAAGGAACUCUCCGGUCAAAAAAAUCGACAGUUUAAAUAAAAAUCACAAGAUCGCCUUUUGAAGCACAAUUUUUCAGAGCAAAGUUAUUUUAAUUUUUAAAGUAUAUUUAGGUGUGAACAAACGUCGCAUUUGGUCUCGAGUCUUGGGAGUGGAAGAUGUCGCUGUACAGGGGCAUCGGCGGCGAUCAGUACAUGAGAAAACGCAUACCGAAGAAUGCAAAGUAUCAGCACAUCAAAACAAAACUGGACACAGGAGUCAGCCUCACGAAGCAUUUAGAGCGUCUGGAGGACAUUAAAAAGAACUACAAGUGCAACAGAGGUGAAAUCUUCAAACGCUUUAAAGUGUCAACAUUUGCAGAACUGAUACUUCAGGUGGCGUCUGUGUCAGACCUCACUGAAAGCGUCAGUGGCGAUUCGUGUCACAGCCUUCACGAAGGUGAUGCCGCAAUGGAGUCCAAAGACGCUAACGGCUCAACAGAGACGUCACCACCGUCCGAGCCUCAGCACGGCGCACAGGACCAGGAACCCAGCCAGACCCCCAGGUCCACGCUGCUAAGCGUCAUCAAUGGUGUCGGCGAGCUGAACAUGAACGGGGACAAAGCCAAGCCGCUGGACGACCCAGAUGCUGAUAAGCCGUACCCAGAGUGCCCCUACUUGCUGCUCGACGUGCGUGAGCGUGAUCAGUACGAACAAUGCCACAUAAUCAGCGCCCACAGUUUCCCCAUUGCCAUGCUGUCGCGAACCAUGAACCCCUACACCAAGGAAGUACUGGACUAUAAAAAUGCUGCUGGCAAGAUUAUCAUCGUGUACGACGAGGACGAACGCAUCGCCAGCCAAGCGGCCACCAUCAUGCAUCAGCGAGGCUUUGACAAUCUCUUUCUGCUCAGUGGAGGUCUCAGGGUAAUUGCGCAGAAAUUCCCGGAGGGGAUGACGACGGGGCCCUUGCCUCCUACCUGCCUGCCUCCUCUCGAACCGACGAAGUGGAAGAAGUGCAUUCCACCACCACCGCCGCCAUCCUCACAGGUGGCGGAGAAAAGAUGGAGGUUUACUGCGGACGAGCUUGCCAGGAUCGAGGGCCACCUGGACAACAUUGCCAUCACGAGUAGCAGCAGUCGUACGUCCAGUCGCAUGUCCACCUGCAGCAGUCUGUCCAAAGCCUCCAGUGUUCACAGCCGUCAGAUGUCCUCUCUGUCCGGGAGGGACAGCGGUCGGGUUCAGAGGCCCUGGAAGUAACCCCACCCAACCCCCCACCGCUGUGUGAAGUAUUUUCUCCUGCUGGCUGCAUUAGUUUCUGCUAACACAGUCAAUGAAUGUGUUUGCACUCCAAUGAAGAUGUCACUACUCAGAUCUGUGGAUCAUGUAAGUAUUUUAUUAAUAUUUAAUGUGCACGCUGGCAGCUGGGACAAAACAUCUGUGUGCGUGUGCGCCUGUGUGUGUGUGUGUGUGUGUGUGUGUGCGUGCGCGCAUGCCACCUUCCUAAAUCUGAAUGUUCGUAUGAUAAGACACGUUUUUUAUGCUGUACUUCACAUAUAAAGUGCUUCACAUAUCACAGAAGUGUCUUUACGAUUUUAUUCGGUGAUGAAGCUGUUUUAUGCAGACUGAUUGUGUUUGAAUGAGUGUACGUGUGAUUGGUUCACUGCUGCAUUAACAGUGUAAUAGAAAGUCUUGCUGCCUUCCUUGUUGGAUUUGCAUCUCAAAAGAUCAUGUGAUCAGAAGUGAUUCUUUUUUGUCUUCUACAUGGACUUGAAAUGGCCUGGUCUCCUCAUUUAAAUAAAAGUGUU